UAGUUUUAUUUAGGAAAAAUUAAAAGUUAUUGCUUAAAAAUGCAUAAAAUAUUAGUGACUGGUGGUACUGGCUUAGUGGGCAAAGCUUUAGAAGCAGUUAUAAAACAAGAAAACCCCACAAAUGAAGAAUGGUUUUUUGCCGGUUCCAAAGACGCUGACUUGACAAAUUUGGAAGCAACUAAGGCAUUAUUUGAUAAAGUCCAACCAACGCAUGUUAUACACUUGGCAGCGAUGGUGGGUGGUUUGUUUCACAAUAUGAACAACAAUUUGGACUUUUUGCGCACUAAUUUACAAAUCAAUGACAAUGUCUUACAAACUGCCCAUGAACAUGGUUGCGCUAAAGUUGUCUCUUGUCUGAGCACUUGCAUAUUCCCCGACAAAACUUCUUAUCCCAUUGACGAAACCAUGGUGCACAAUGGCCCUCCACAUCCCUCUAACUAUGGCUACUCGUAUGCAAAACGUUUGAUAGACAUACAAAAUCAUGCCUAUCAUGAUAAAUACGGUGCCAUGUUCACCUCCGUUAUACCCUGCAAUAUUUUUGGACCCCACGACAACUAUAAACCCGAAGUCAGUCAUGUUAUACCUGGCAUGAUCUAUCGCAUGCAUAAACUUAUGCAUGACAACAAAGACUUGGCGGAAACGGAAAAAGUUUUUACUGUUUAUGGUUCUGGCAAACCCAUGCGUCAAUUUAUUUACUCCUUAGACUUGGCCAAGUUAAUGAUUUGGGUUUUACGCGAUUACAACAGUGUUGAACCCAUUAUUUUGAGUGUUGAUGAGGCUCAAGAAGUGACCAUUUAUCAAGUGGCCGAGGCAAUUGCUAAAGCUUUCGAUUUCCAGGGAAAACUAGAAUGUGAUACCUCGAAAGCUGAUGGUCAAUAUAAGAAAACUGCUUCAAAUCAAAAAUUACGUUCUCUACUGCCCAGUUUUACAUUUACGAACUUUGAUGAGGCCAUCAUGACUUCGGUACAAUGGUAUCUUAAUCAUUAUGAGGAGGCUAGGAAGUAAACAACAACAAAAAGGUAUGCUAUUUUAAUAAGGUAGUUUAAUAUUCAAGGGAAAAUUAAACAUUCCUAGAAUCGAAAAUGGAAAAUUCAUAUGGUUCUCUUUCAAAAAGAAAACUAAUAACGAAAAAUAAGAAAUAUUUAAUUAAAUAAAUGAUUGAAUUGUUAAAAACUAUAAA
This is a messenger RNA of Calliphora vicina (urban bluebottle blowfly), 1180 nucleotides long. RefSeq names its product GDP-L-fucose synthase-like protein (gene Gmer). NCBI's taxonomy places the organism in Eukaryota, Metazoa, Arthropoda, Insecta, Diptera, Calliphoridae. The transcript is spliced from 3 exons. Gene Ontology annotation, biological process: nucleotide-sugar biosynthetic process. Bases 40 to 1005 code for a protein of 321 amino acids. The record is from RefSeq and is a predicted model, not a curated record. Gene Ontology annotation, molecular function: GDP-L-fucose synthase activity.